Callithrix jacchus (white-tufted-ear marmoset) is the source of this 5711-nucleotide messenger RNA. RefSeq names its product olfactory receptor 2A5. Gene Ontology annotation, cellular component: membrane. Gene Ontology annotation, molecular function: olfactory receptor activity; G protein-coupled receptor activity. Gene Ontology annotation, biological process: G protein-coupled receptor signaling pathway. The record is from RefSeq and is a predicted model, not a curated record. Lineage: Eukaryota; Metazoa; Chordata; Mammalia; Primates; Cebidae.
GCUCAUUGCCACAGCAGAGUCCAACGCAGGUACUGUCACAAGGGCAUGAGAGAAAAUCAGACACGGGUCACAGAAUUCAUUCUCCUGGGAUUUCCCCUUGGCCCAAAGAUUCAGAUGCUCCUCUUUGGGCUCUUCUCCCUGUUCUACAUCUUCACCCUGCUGGGGAAUGGGGCCAUCCUGGGGCUCAUCUGGCUGGACUCCAGACUGCACACCACCAUGUACUUCUUCCUCUCACACCUGGCCAUCGUAGAUAUUUCGUAUGCUUCCAACAAUGUCCCUAAGAUGCUGGCAAAUCUUCUGAACAAGAGAAAAACAAUCUCCUUUGUCCCAUGCAUCAUGCAGACCUUUUUAUACAUGGCUUUUGCUCACACUGAGUGUCUCAUCUUGGUAAUGAUGUCCUAUGAUCGGUAUGUGGCUAUCUGCUACCCUCUGCAAUAUUCUGUCAUCAUGAGAUGGAGAGUGUGCACAGUCCUGGCUGUCACUUCCUGGGCAUGUGGCUCCCUUCUGGCCCUGGUCCAUGUGGUUCUCAUCCUGAGGCUACCUUUUUGUGGGCCUCAUGAAAUCAACCACUUCUUCUGUGAAAUCCUGUCUGUCCUCAGGUUGGCCUGUGCUGACACCUGGCUCAACCAGGUGGUCAUCUUUUCUGCUUCUGUGUUCAUCCUGGUGGGGCCGCUCUGCCUGGUGCUGGUCUCCUACUCACGCAUCCUGGCGGCCAUCCUGAGGAUCCAGUCUGGGGAGGGCCGCAGAAAGGCCUUCUCCACCUGCUCCUCCCACCUCUGCGUGGUGGGGCUCUUCUUUGGCAGUGCCAUCGUCAUGUACAUGGCCCCCAAGUCCCACCAUCCUGAGGAGCAGCAGAAGGUCCUUUCCCUGUUUUACAGCCUUUUCAACCCGAUGCUGAACCCUCUGAUCUACAGCCUGAGGAACACAGAUGUCAAGGGUGCCCUGAAAAGAGUGUUGUGGAAACAGAGAUCAAGGUGAGGGAUGCCAGGGAAAGUCUAGAGGGUUGAAGAUUUGCUCCAAAUGAGAUUGGUAAGAAUGAUUAUGUAAAUGCCUUACAGUCUCAUCUCUUAGAUUUAUGCAGAUCACAAAGCACAUGCAGAAGGGUGCAGAGCCCACAGGCCACGAAGAGAAGAGUUGUGUGGUGCAUCACAGGAGCAAAGCACCAGCUCACAGCUGCCAGCUCAGAGCCCUACCCAGGAUCUGCUUUCUGUUCUUUUGAGACUUAGUUCUCUCAGAUUUCCUCUUAAAUUCCUCUAUUGUUUCCAACUCUUUUUGCCGUAACUAUAUACUGAUAAUCCCAUGCCAUAUGCUACUAUAAGAGUGCACUUGUAACAACACAAAAUAAUUACUGACCUUGGUUAAGCAGCCCUCUACUAGGAAUGUAACAAGAACUAAAGUAGAGCCAAUGCCUGCUCUGGAACCUAAAGCCUAAGGAUGAUGACAUUAGUACUGGAAGUUCAUCUAAGUCACCCCAACAAAUCCAUUUCCGUAAAAAGCAAAGUUCAAUUGUAUAGAUUUUUUUUUGUAUAAAAGAGAAAUAUCAGGAUCUUUGUUUCAUUUCACUUAAUUCUAGACCAUUUAAUUAGAAAGAGCUUGGAAAUAUUUUGCAUUUAGAAUAAAUAUGAGAGAAAGUUGUUCAGGGUAGUUACCUUUCUCAGAAUUCACAUUGCAAAGCCGAGUGUAGGUGACAAUUUAUCUUUAUGGUAAUUACAUACAGUAUUGUAGGAGUAAGAAAAUACCACGAAGGAAGAAAGCAUCAAGGGAAACUGACAGCUUGAUGUAACAUCAUAAAUCACCACUUAGAACCAAGAACAUGACGGGUCCUGAUAAGGAUAUUUAGGACCCUCAACAAAAUUUUGAAAAGAAGCUACUCCGGGUGAUAUAAAUCACAUUUCCUGGACCCAAGUGGUCAGAAUGACAUGGACAAAUAAUUUGUUUUAUUUUAAUACAAGUCUGAGUCCUAAAUGAUCAGCAUAGUAUAAUAAUGAUUUUUUUUAACACGUUGUGUAUGGUACCUAUUGGAAUUCUCUCUUUUUUCUCCUAACCCUUGUAGUAUUGUAGGCAUUCAACUGUAUGGCAUGUGAUGAUAUUACAUUAUCUGCUGCCUGUAGCUUUUCUAUUUUUACAAUUUUAAAAAUAUAUUCUUAUCACUCUGUUUCUUCUUCCAUGAAAGAAAGGAGCAAGGGGGAAAUUCUUUGCUCCUACUCUCUCUCCGAAUGCACUAUUUUCUUUUAAGUUCUCAAAAAGCCUAGUUGCUAACUACUCUGCUUAUCCAUUCAUCUCAGUUAAACAUCCUGCUUCUGGUGAUUGUCUUUGUUUGCAUAUCACCAUGCUUUGAGGAUAUUUUUUAGCCAGCAGAAAUUCACAAACCUUGCUCUGCUCCUUUCAAUGGAGAGAAAUUUGAAUAAAAAAAUAAAUACUGGAUCUAAAUUUAACUAUCAACCACUAUGGAAUUAUUGUGUACGGUACUCUAAAGCUAGUAAGAGAAAACAGGCAAUAUUUUCACAUAAAAAAGACUUUCUAACUAUAUCUGGAAUGAUUAUUACUUCCCUCAAAAUAUGUAUACUUCAUAUUCUGCUUAAAACCUUUAAAAGAAAAUGGAAACAGGAAAUAUAUAGGAUAAUUAUUCUUGUAUAAAACAUAAGCCAUAAAUUUGGAUUCAGAAUUUUUUACCUAGAGUACAGUAGAAAAAUCAGGGGACAGAAUUCAUCCGAUGUCAGUUCUAAAUGAUUGGGAAAGAAUAGGCCAAAAAGACCACACUUCUACAGAAAGUGACAAAUGUAAGAUGAAUUAUAAAGAAAUGUUCUCUAGCCGGUCUGAAUAGUGGCUCUGAUUUUAUAUGUGUCACACACACACACACACACACAGACACACACAUACACACACAUAUAUAUAACAUUACAGAAAAAAUAUCUGAGUAUAUGAGAAAUUACUAUUAAUCGUUUUCAUAUAUGAGUUCUAGGAUUUUAACAAAGUAAUUAUAUUUUAGUGUUAUGACCUCAUUACAUAUACAUAUUUUCAACAUUAAUCAGUUUUCAAAGGGCUGGGGGAAAGUGAAAGAAAGAUGCGUUGCUUUAGGUUGCAAGUCCUACUGAGUGCUUCACAAAUGUUACCUGAUUUAUCUGACAUAAACAUCACAAUGGAGUCACUAUUAUUUUCUCUGUUAAUAGAUAAGUAAACAAAGUUCAGAAUGAUUUAAUAACUUGUCCUAUACUACGCAACCAGCAAUAGAACUGAGUGUUAUGGAUUGUAUUGAUUGCAAACCCAAACUGCUUCUUAUCAUUUUUCUACCUAAAACAUUACAAAUUUUAGCUCAAAAGGGGUUAGACUCAACAUCCACAUGAUGGGGCAGAGUCUGGAAGAAAACAGAGUUUACAGUGUUAUAGUCAAAGUCUUAACACCAGAAAGAAUACAUCCUGUAGCCAACUCAUCUUUGGAGGAUUCAUUAUCACCUUUGGGAAGAGUAAAAAUUCUCACAUUAGCGGCAUAAUUAUUUUCCAAUAGUAACUCCCUCCUAAUUCCUGUCUGCAAAAUCACAUGGCCUCAUAAGGCAUUGCCUCAAAGGGACAAUCUGAAUGAGAGACAUCCUGCUGUUCUCAGUAUCUCAUCUUACCUAUGAUUGUGGUCUUCUGUCUAUCAAGUGUACCCAUCUGUGUUCCUUCCCUUCAUGAUGUGAUGAGUGCUUUUCCAGGAAGUAUCACUAUCUCUCCUGUGUACUGAUCUGUGAUGGACCUACCUUACCAGUGCUCUAGGCUGCUAGGACUGAGAAAGGGGGAACCCAGCACAGGAGCAAGCUGAGAUGCUUGUUCUGUGAGAUUCACAUCUCAGUUGUGCCACCACUUGCUAAAUAGGUCUGCUUCUAGGAAUAAUAUGGCCACCUCAAUCCUGAGUUUUAUUUUAGGUCAGAUGUGGCUAACAAUGUUUCAGCUAGGUACGUUAUAUGAUUUUUGUGAAUGCUAAAUGAAAUAAUUUAUGUCACUCUGAUUUGAAGAGAUGUAUUUUUGUGAGGAGAUAUAAGGACAAUGAAAAUGAUCACAUAGUAAAACUAAGAGCUGGUAAAAUUCAUGACCAAACAACUACAAAACUACAAAAUUCAAUUUUAUUUUAAUGAUUCACAAAUUACUGUAUUUACUGACCAAUGGAAACUUCUCAAAAAAUCUCAGCUAUUUGCAUUUGCAAGUUUCUGUGCCUGUUUUUGUUUUUAUUUGGUCAGUGAUAUUGGGGAAGAUCUCCACCAAAGGAGGUUGAAGGUUAGUGUACAGGAGGUUGGGUAAUAAAUAGUGUUCAUUGUUCCUGCUAGUAGACAAAAUUGUAAGAAGAAUCCUACAUAAAAUUUUACAUUCACUAUAUAGCUUCAAUUCCAAAAGGAUUCUUAAGACAGCAUCUAGAUAAGAAAUAAUUAGUCCAUAGCUUUGUUACAUUCACUCUCCCACCCACACACUAAGAAUUCUCAUCUGCUAUGUACCUAGAAGAGCUCCUCUAAGAAAUCUCAGGCUCUGUAUGUAGAGAUAGAAACUCACCCUGGUGACACCUUGUUAGUUGGCUGAAAUUUUGGCACUCACAGUAGCCAACUUCUUAUAUUGGUCCCUGGCCUUACUAUUGUCCUGAAUGCUAAUGAUAUUAGGAAAGAAGUGAACAAAUAAAUGAGUUAACAGCCAUAAAUAAUUUUCAAAAUGACUGCCUUUUCAUAGCCUGGAGAAAAGGAGGAAAAAUGCAGACAGGAUAGUUGUCUUCAUAUUUCCCUCAGAGAAUCUUGCAGGAGGCAAACAUAGUUGUUUAUUGCCUUCCCCAAAGUGGAGAAAAAUAUCCUAGAAUCAAAAAGUAGGUUUAUAUAAAAGUGAAAUUAAAAUCAAUAGGAGAAAGUAGUUUUGAACACGGUAAGUCAUGGAACAAUGAGGCCUUGUGAGUCGGUGUGCAGCCUUACUAGAGAGAGAAACAUAAAGGUUGAGUAAAACAUAAAUACGUUCAACAGGCAUUUGCAAUAGAGUCUUUCCAAUGUCUCUUCAAUGUUGAAAAUUUAAGAUUUCAUAAUAAAUUUUUCAUUAUAUUUUUUUAAUGAGGGAAGGAGUUUAACCUAAUUUUAAACAAAUUUGUAAUAAUUUUAAUAUUUUUAAAUGGUAACUCUAAGAUAAUCUUUUGUCUGUGUCAAAAUCCUAUCUUGUUCUUCUGAGGAUUCAGCAGAGUUAUCAAAAGAAUAUAUGCAAGUAGAAAAAAUUGUUGUACAAGCUUCAUACUUGUAGUUCUCUCCCUUUUUGAAUAUACUUUAAGCUCUGGGGUACAUGUGCAGAAUGUGCAGGUGUGUUACAUAUGUGCCAUGGUGGUUUGCUACAUCCAUCCCCCUGCCAUCAAUGUUAGGUAUUUCUCCUAAUGUUAGCCUUCCCCAAUCCCCUCACCUGACCUGCUAACCCUCCCCUACACCCCCACUUCCCUAUAGGCCCCGGUGUAUGAUGUUCCCAUCCCUGUGACCAUGUGUUCUCAUUGUUCAAUACCCACUUAUGAGUGAGAACAUGCGGUGUUUGGUUUUCUGUUCUUGUGUCAGUUUGCUGAGGAUGAUGAUUUCCAGCUUCAUUCAUGUCCCUGCAAAGGACAUGAACUCAUCUUUUUUUAUAGCUUCAUAGUAUUCCAUGGUGUAUAUGUGCCACAUUUCUUUAUCCAGUCUAUCAUUGAUGGGCAUUUGGAUUGGUUCCAAGUCUUUGCUAUUGUAAACAGUG